AUGGCGUGCGAGCAGAGCCAGGACCCGAAUACGCUGCGGCGAACCGGCCAGGGCAGGCGGAUUAUCCGGUUUAUGAUGGCGCCUGCCUGGGUGCUGAAAGUGACUGCAUUUUUUCUGGUAACAGUUCAUCUAAAGACAGAUGUGACAGAGGCAAUGCAGGUGACUUCUUCAGGUCCACAAACCAUCCAGAAGGCCCAGGGAGAAAACGCCCUGCUCGGCUGCACUUACACUCCCGGACCCCAAGACACAGGGGAGCUAGACAUUGAGUGGUACAACGUCAGCCCAGACAUGACGAAGAAAGACAAACUGAUCUUGGCCUACACAGAAGGACGUAUACACAACUAUGACCCCACCCUUACUGGUAGAAUCAGCUUCACAGGAGACCCUAUGCGUGGAGACGCAUCCAUAUCUCUCUCAAAUUUGAGGCGGUCAGACACAGCUACCUACCAGUGCAAAGUCAAAAAGGCGCCGGGCGUCGACAUGCGAAAAGUAACACUUGUCGUAUUGGUUCCUCCAUCUGUGCCAAAAUGUUGGGUUGACGGCAAGGAGGAGAAAGGUAGUCCGGUCACUCUCCGCUGUCAGUCCAACCAGGGAUCAUCUCCAAUUACGUACACGUGGACACGAGAAAGUGGCGGCCCAAAGCCACCAAUAGCCAUGCCCCUAAAUGCACAAAGUGGGGAGUAUUUGAUCAAGAACCAUUCAGACAGCUAUGCUGGAAGUUACGUGUGUGAGGCCAAAAACCCUGUUGGCAAAGCUCAGUGUAAAUAUGCACUGCAGGCACACAACCCCACGAAUAAAGUGGGCAUCAUAGUCGGGGCUGUAAUCGGUGCGCUACUCCUCCUCCUCCUCCUCUUGCUUGCCAUCUGGCUGUUGGUCUGCUGCUGCCUCAGGAAACGCUAUGAGAAGGAGGCUGCGAAUGAAAUCAGGGAGGAUACCCACGCUCCAGAGAGUCGUCCCUCAAGUAGGAACUCCAGCUACCGCUCAGUCCUGGGUUACCGCACCCACCAAGGGGUUUCUUAUAGCUCGGUGGGCAACCGCCUGCCUAGUGUCAAUGAGUCUAAUGGCAGCCACCGCAGCAACAGCGACAGGGGUUCAAAACUGAGCGCCUCAGUGAGGAAGCCCCUUCCACCACUCAAAUAUGACCCUCGUUACGGUUACCCUGUGUAA
Molecule: messenger RNA, 1167 nt
Organism: Nerophis lumbriciformis (worm pipefish)
Lineage: Eukaryota; Metazoa; Chordata; Actinopteri; Syngnathiformes; Syngnathidae
Source: RefSeq, a predicted model, not a curated record